AUGAGUGAGAAUGAGGCUACAGAACACAAUCCUACCCACGACGCUUUCAACAUCAGCGGUGUUGUCCAAGCGGCACAAGAAGAAGCUCAAACGCAAAAAGAAGCGAGGACUGGUGACAAGGUGAACCUUCCAACAAACGACUUAACAUUGAUGCAUGAGGCAAUUCCAUUUUUACCAGUGCCUGUAGCUCUGCUUUGCUUACUGCUAAACGUGGUUAUACCUGGGACAGGUACGGUACUUUCUGGGAUAUCGGCAUUAUGCCUCGGACAGCCACGUGUAAACCUGAAAGAGGGACGAAAGCUUGUAACGUUGGUACGUUUUGAAUGAUU
This is a messenger RNA of Strongylus vulgaris, 329 nucleotides long. The record is from the annotation of a GenBank genome assembly. Lineage: Eukaryota; Metazoa; Nematoda; Chromadorea; Rhabditida; Strongylidae.